Molecule: messenger RNA, 762 nt
Organism: Macroventuria anomochaeta
Lineage: Eukaryota; Fungi; Ascomycota; Dothideomycetes; Pleosporales; Didymellaceae
Exons: 1
Coding region: 1-762 (253 amino acids)
Source: RefSeq, a predicted model, not a curated record
AUGCCAAUGUCACCCAGCAAACGAUCGUCUGUUUACGUUUCCGAAGCAUCAACACUGCUCUCACGUCGCAAUUCUGUCGUCUCUCCCGUAGGACGGUCACCCUACGAUUCUCUAUUCUCGCCUACCAGCGACCCAUCGAGACUGUUGUCUCCAGAGCCCGCCGAAUUCGUCGACCACUAUGCCAUCCUCGAAGUAGGGUCUGAGGCCACAGUAGACGAGAUUAAAGCCGCAUUCCGCCGUUUACGAGUAGCAUACUUCCAGAGCGAUGCAAAGAAGUACCGCGCAUUGACAGCUGCGAUGGAGCUGAUGGCAGACGAGGAGCUACGGGCAGAGUACGACGAGAUCUACCGCGCACGAGUCGGAGGUGCAUCAACACCCAUAACACCAUAUUCAAGCCUACCAGCUGGACUGGAGUCACCAAAACACGGGAGGAAGGACAGUGGACACAGCGCCGGCAGCUUGCAGGAGGAUGUAAAUAUAAUGCCUGUCCCAGAAGAGAUUCCAGAAGAAGAAGAAGAGGAAGAGGAGGAAGAACCACAACAGCACAUUCACGAAGACACACGAACUGACGACCCCAACUGGGCGCUCAAGCGCCACCACCGCGUAUUCGCCAAUUACGAACCCUUCUACGGCACCGAGCCUUACGAUUCCUUUGUUCCUGUUUUGACGGCCUACGAGACUUACUCGAGGCACCCGCGACUGCGAUGUAGACGACCCAGCUACCUAGGUGACGGGCUAGCUCGGAAUGCCAUGCCCUACUAA